ACCUAACCUUAAGAAUUUUGUUUUUUCAUAAUUCCCAUUCUAGAUCCCUUUCGUAACAUUUCAGUCACCAGACGCCAGCCUUCGACUUAUCCGGAUUAGGGUUUCUUUUGAUCUCAUCGAUCAGGCUUUCCCCAACCUCUAACCCUAAUAUACGGAUCAGGUCUGAGUUCUGGUUGUGAAGUCAUCAGCCAAGGUUCAUGUCUGAUCUCGAUACCCAGAUUCCAACUACCUUUGAUCCGUUUGCUGAUGCAAAUGCUGAGGACUCAGGUGCUGGGACAAAGGAGUAUGUGCAUAUUCGUAUCCAGCAAAGGAAUGGUAGGAAAAGCCUGACAACUGUCCAGGGGUUGAAGAAAGAAUUCAGCUACAACAAGAUCCUCAAGGACCUCAAGAAGGAGUUCUGCUGCAAUGGUACAGUUGUCCAGGACCCUGAAUUAGGACAGGUUAUUCAGCUUCAAGGUGACCAGCGUAAGAACGUGUCCACCUUCCUUGUCCAGGCUGGCAUUGUGAAGAAAGAGCACAUCAAAAUGCAUGGUUUUUAAGCUGCUGCAUCUCAACCGACUGCACACUGUAUGCUCCUAAUGUCAGUGCAGAAUAUGCUAUCAUAAAACUACUUAUAUGUUGGUGCAAUUAUAUCGUGGUUAUUUCCUUAGUUUGAUAUGAUGUAGGCAUUUCGUCUUACUUGUGUUUCCUAGUUCUCUGGAUUAUGUAUUGUAGAAUGAUAAUGGAAUGCUAUGCAGUCUGCUUUUCCCCUUCAA
Messenger RNA from Mangifera indica (mango), 755 nucleotides. RefSeq names its product protein translation factor SUI1 homolog 2. Gene Ontology annotation, biological process: translational initiation. The transcript has 5 exons. Bases 198 to 539 code for a protein of 113 amino acids. Lineage: Eukaryota; Viridiplantae; Streptophyta; Magnoliopsida; Sapindales; Anacardiaceae. The record is from RefSeq and is a predicted model, not a curated record. Gene Ontology annotation, molecular function: translation initiation factor activity; RNA binding.